CCAAUCCGCCAGGCUCCUGCCUUCCGGGAGCGAGGAGGCCAGAGUGGCUCCUCCUUCGGUCGACCGGUGCCCGGCCCGCCCAUCCCCGGCUCCGUCUGCGGAGAGAGGGGCAGAGUUCCCCGCGCGGGUGGGCGAUGCCGCUCGGGCUCCUUUUCCAGCUGCAGAUUCACAACCAGCAUAAUGUUGGUACUCCAAAUUCUUAACCAGAAGUGUGCAGAAUGGCGCAGGGAGAAGUUAACCUGGACCAUGAUAUACCACUCCUGACCCUUCCACCAUAUUGGGCCAAAACCAUUGUGGGACUUUUUUCCAUUAUCUGCUUUGUGAACAGCUAUGAUGGAGAUUUUGUCUUUGAUGACUCUGAAGCUAUAAUCAACAAUAAGGAUCUAAGGGCUGAUACCCCCCUUGGUGAUCUGUGGCAUCAUGAUUUUUGGGGGAAUAAACUCAGUAGCAAUACAAGCCACAAAUCUUACCGACCGCUUACUGUAUUGACUUUCAGGAUUAAUUAUCUUUUAGCUGGAGGCUUCCACCCAUUGGGCUUUCAUAUCAUCAAUAUAAUACUCCAUUGUAUUAUUUCUGUCUUAAUUGUUGAUGUCUUCUCAAUAUUAUUGGGUGGGCUGCACUACACCAAUAAAGGAAGAAGGCUCAACUUUGUCCCCAAAUCCUCCUUCCUAGCGGCUUUGCUGUUUGCUGUACAUCCUGUGCACACUGAAUGUAUUGCAGGGAUCGUUGGCAGAGCAGACCUCUUGUGUGCCCUAUUCUUUCUGUUAUCUUUUCUUGGCUACUGCAAGGCGUUUAAAGAGAAUAAAGAAGGAUCCCAGUUCUCCAUCAGUUGGAUUUUGCUGAGUGUCCUCCUUGGCACUAUGGCGAUGCUGUGCAAAGAACAAGGAGUUACAAUACUGGGUUUAAAUGCUCUGUUUGAUGCUGUCGUGAUCAACAGGCUCAAUAUUUUGGAAGUUGUUUUGAAGAUACUUCAUAAGGACAAGUCAGUAGAGAGCCUAGUGGUGUUUAGAAAAGGACUUCUUUUCAGAAUUACUCUUUUGUUAUCUGGAGGAGCCGCUGUUCUAUAUGCCCGCUGGCAAAUUAUGGGCACAGGGCCUCCAGCAUUUACAGAAGUGGAUAACCCAGCUUCAUUUGCAACCAGUCCAUUUGUAAGGGCUGUAAAUUAUAAUUACUACUAUUCUCUGAAUGCUUGGCUGUUGCUGUGUCCCUGGUGGCUGUGUUUUGAUUGGUCAAUGGGCUGCGUGCCCCUUAUUAAAUCAGUCAGUGACUGGAGAAUAAUUGCUCUGGUGCUUCUUUGGCUGUGCCUGAUUGUGCUAGCAUGCCAAGCUUUGGGUUCGAAAGAUGGCCAAAAAAGAAGAAUCCUUACCCUGGGAUUGGGAUUUCUCAUCAUUCCUUUUCUACCUGCAAGUAACCUGUUUUUUAGAGUUGGGUUUGUUGUUGCCGAGAGGGUCACCUAUCUCCCCAGCAUUGGUUACUGCGUAUUGAUUACAUAUGGAUUUUGUCUGUUGUGUAAACAAGCUAAGAAUAAGAAAUUGUUGGUUGCUGCUCUGCUGGGCCUCUUACUGAUAAAUAUGUGGCGUUGCAUCAGCCGUAGUAACCAAUGGAGAUCGGAGGAGCAGCUUUUUAGAAGUGCUUUGUCUGUUUGUCCAUUGAAUGCCAAAGUGCAUUAUAAUGUUGGCAAAAACUUGGCUGAUAAUGGCAAUCAAAGUGCUGCAAUCAGUUACUACAGAGAGGCUGUAAGAUUGAAUCCUAAAUACGUACACGCUAUGAACAACUUGGGAAAUAUCUUGAAAGAAAAAAAUGAACUUCAUGAAGCUGAAGAACUUCUCUCACUAGCUGUUCAAAUACAGCCUGAUUUUGCAGCAGCAUGGAUGAAUUUAGGGAUAGUGCAGAAUAGCUUAAGAAGGUAUGAAGAAGCAGAGAAAAGCUACUGGACUGCAAUUAGACACAGGAAAAAAUACCCAGAUUGUUACUAUAAUCUAGGACGCUUAUAUGCUGAUCUAAAUCGCCACGUAGAUGCACUGAAUGCCUGGAGAAACGCCACAGUAUUGAAACCACAACAUAGUUUGGCUUGGAACAACAUGAUUAUAUUGCUUGAUAAUACAGGGAACUUGGCACAAGCAGAAACUGUUGGAAGGGAAGCUUUGGAGUUAAUACCAAAUGAUCAUUCUCUUAUGUUUUCGCUGGCAAAUGUACUGGGGAAAUCACAGAAAUAUAAGGAAUCUGAAGCUUUGUUCCACAAGGCAAUUAAAGCCAAUCCAACGGCUGCCAGUUACCAUGGCAAUUUGGCUGUGCUGUACCAUCGCUGGGGAAAUUUCGACUUAGCCAAGAAACACUAUGAAGUCUCUCUGAAGCUUGACCCCGCGGCAGCUGGGACCAGGGAAAACUACAGUCUUUUAAAAAAGAAACUGGAUCAACUGCAAAAAAAAGGGUGACGCCUGAGGCUUUGAGUGCAGAUUUCAUAUAACGUGGCUACAGAUCACCAGAGAGAGGCAUUGUCACCCAGGACUACAGAACACAACAACAUGGGCCGUUCAGAAGUUUCUUGAAAUUUCUAGCGUUAGAAUUUCAAAGGGGGAAAAAAGGUUCUAGUAUUUCAUUUAGAGAAUUAAAAGGGCUUGCUUCUCCUUUUUCGGGUUUGUUUGUUUUGUUUUUUUGAACCAGUGAUGAAAUUAGAUGAAUAUUUAUAUUGAUGUUCAAUCAUUUGCACUGGUAGAGUCCACAUUAAAAUGGACAGAAUGGAGAACUGUCCCCAGUUUCAGAAAUGGAAGUGGAUGGUAACUGUUCUGCUUUCAAUAGGAAUUUCAGUUUUAUACUAGGAUAUACUAUCCUAGUAUAUUCCAGACUAUAAUCCUGGUAUAGGUAGCCCUUGAUUUACAACUACAAUUGGGACUGUAAUUUUAGUCCCAAAAGAGAUGCGGUUAUUAAGCAAGGCGUCCUAUGAUUGGAUCCGAGUUUACAACCAUUUUUACCAUGGACAUUAAGCAAAUUACAAAGUCAUUGAGCAAACCUGGCUCCCCCCAAUUGACUUGGCUUGUGGGAAGCCAGCUGGGAAGUUGCAGAUUGUUAACACGUGAUUGCAAGAUAGUGCAACUGUCAUCAAUGCGUACCAGUUGCCAAUAGCCCAGAUUGCAAUCACAUGACUGCAGAGGUCGUAUGAUGGUCGUAACUUUGAGGGCAGGUUGUAAGUAAGUUUUUUUGAGAUUGUCAUAACUUCGAACUGUCAUGAAACAGACCAUUGUAAGUCAAAGACUACCUGUAUGCAAUAUGACCUUGUAAUAAGGACAACACUUUGAGCAGGGAAAAUUGAUUUAUACAUUGAUGAAGAGAUGAUUUGCUUUGAUAACUCAGAAGUUGCUUUCCUCUGGCCAGGCUUUAAUUGCUGUCCGUUUGUUGUAAAUAAACCUGCUGAAAAUGAGAUAUAGCAGGUCGAGAUUUUUCCACUGCAAGAAUUCUUUGAAUUCAUAGUGCUCUUAGGUUCAGGUAUUUGUUAUCAUAUAAGCUAAAGUCAGUGUUUGAUUGAGAUUACAAAGGAACGCUUGCUUUUUUGAAGUUGUAAAAUUGGGGGGUGGGGGGUGCCUGGAAGGUUGCAUAAAUUGUUUCAACACUUCAGCUGGGAAUUGAUCAUUAUGACUUCAGACAAAGAGGCUUUUUUCUCUGGGUCUGAUAUGUUGGUGCCUGUUUUUGUGGACCUAUGAACAAUUUAAAUCCAUACAAUUUCUUGAUGUUUCUUCGUUUCCUCUUGGUGAGUAUAGAGAUGCCAGAAACAUACUGCAAGGUCACCUGUUAGUAUUAUAUCUAACUUUGUUGAGUAACUUAAGGAUCGGGAAAUAGUUUGUUCUUCCAUGUCCAUAUUUAUUCUUGGUAGAGUCUGUAUUUUUUUGUGCUGAAGAGAAAGAAAAGGAUAUGCACUGAGCCAGGGCAGUGAAAUAGAAAUAAAAAUGAUGUGCAUAUACUGUAUUCUGGAAUCUUAGUCCCCAGUUUCAGCUUCUUCUAAAAGAAGGACCACUAUAGAAAGAGGAGUUUUAAAGGAUUAUUUGGCCUCAUGACUUCUGUAUUAGCAGUUCCACAUACUUUAUUAAAAAAAAUUCAAACAAAUAUAUUCUAUUCAGCAUUGCACUGUUUUAGCCAUCAUGGAAUUUUUUUAGAUAUUAAUAUCCUAUCAGACAAGGUAGUUAUAGAGCAGGGUUUCUCAAUCCCUGGUUUGUGGACUGGCACCAGGCCACGGCCCACCAGGAACCGGGCUGGGCAAGCAAGCAAAGCUUCAUCUGUGCACGUGCAGAAUCCAAGUAGUGUGUGAAACCAUGCCCCACCCCAAUCUGCAGAAAAACGACCCUCCACGGAACUGGUCCUUGGCACCCAAAAGGUUCGGGGGCCACUGUUAUAGAGAAUAUUUUAAAUAUCUAGAAAGUCCACAUGCCAUAUUCAAUUCAUUAUAGAAGCAAUAAGAAUUUUUUUAUUUUUCAUUUUCCAUGCUGCCUUUCUUCCUGCUGAUAAUGUAUAUCUCCAGACAGUUGUUACAUCAGAUUCAUGCUCAUUCAAUAAUAAGAGCAAUUCUCUGGAAAUGGAAACCUCUGUAUUUGGCAAUGCAUCUAGCUUGAUGCAAUUUUGAAGGUACCAUAAUAUUGCAAUUUUGUUUUUUCAGUUUUAAAUAUGUUCAGGUCCUCUCGUUUAUUCUACCUUCUAUGAACAGAUUCAAGAUAGAGAUAUAAUUAUUUCUGGAGUACUUGCAUAUGUUAAGUGACAGCUGUGUUUGUUCAAACCCAUAUACAGUUCAGUUUACCUAUUUAUGUUCAAGUACUAAGGGUCUCUUGGCAUUCAAAAGUCUAUUGUUUUGUUUUGUUUUAUUUUUCAAAAGAAUGAUGUAGAUAUCAAUCUUCCCAGACAAAAUAUCUGAUUGGAUAAUAGAAAUCAAUGUCACAGGCUGUAAAAGCUUUAUUAUAGUCAAAAAAAUCCAUUUGGCUAGUGGGUUUUUCCUGACCUACAUCAUUUUUAAUAAGGCUUCAAUUACAAAAUCUUCUAGCUUUUAAAAUACGCCUAGCAUUUGAUAAUAAUUUAUGGCAAAAUUGAGUUUGUUUGAUCAUAAGUAGCAUAAUUUAUUCUGUUAUGAGAACACAGAGGACACUUUUCAAGAUUUUAUAACCAUGCUCCAAAAUGAGAGAGAGAGAGAUUUUAUUUCUUAUCAGUUCUUUUCCUAGUAGAGCUGUCUUAGACUAGCAAAUGUGAGUGUCACAGAUGCUUACUAGAACAGAAAUUAUGUCCUUUUUUGUCAGCCUUACUAGCUGGAACAGAUAAGAAUUACAACUCACCCAGGUCAGCAAAUUCUACUCUUUUAUAAAGCUACAUUAACAGAAACUUGCAAGUACCAUUCUCUCACCAUCUCCUUUACAGCCCAAAAAAUUAAGGUAUAGUCUGAACAUCUUCCCUGCUCACUUUCAGCUGUGAACAAUGCUGUCUCUUAUCUGAUCAUUCCUUGGGUAGUAUUUCUUGAUCAUUUCUUUCGAGGUCUUUCCCACAUACUAUUUAUUAUACAUUUAGAGGAUUAUGAACUUUAUUAUGAACAAACUUGACUUUGGUGAAAAUAUUUAUAACAGAUAAUAUAGGAUAUAAGAUCAUGCUCUUUAAAAGAAUAAAUCAAGAGAACCAUAGGCAUCAUUAUAGAACAAUUGUCAUGAAAGCUAUCUGUUUUUUCUAUAUAAUGGUUAUUCCCUUUUAAUUUCCUCUUUCCAACUGUCUCUUUCUGCUCUGUAAUGUCUUCUCUUCACAUUCUUUCAGCAUACUUAGAUCUAACCCUUUAUUUGCUUUUAGAACUGAAACCAAAUAAGCUAGUAAUGUAUUUAUCAUAUCAGUAAUAAUUGGAUUUUACACUGGAUAUCACUGAUAGAAUUGGACAAAAUAUUUCCAAUUUGAGUAGAACUGGAAAUAUGGCCUCAAAAUAACUUCCUACCUUCAAGGUGGAAGCAGUUGUUUUGAAUUCACACAAGAUGUUCCAACUUUGUUAGAAAUUUUUCAAGUCCCAUUUGAAGCUCAAAAUAUCUGGCCAAAUUUGAAAUACUUUCCUAUAGAGUCCAGACAACCCAUGUCGAAGUCAGAACAAAUAUUUUAAACACAAAGCAGAGAAUUUCAAACUUAAAUUAUUUCUAAUCUGAGACAUUUUGCACAACCCUAAUUGCUGAUCAUGCAUCAUUGUUUUGCAUUAUGUAUUCUGAAUUAGAAAAUCAAGACAUUAUAAUGGGAACUUUAUUUUAAAUUUCUGGGUUUUAAUUUUUGUUUAUAUUUUACUCUUUAUUUAUAUUAACAAAAAUAUUUUUCUUUUUUUAAAAAAUCACCAAUUAGUUAAAUUACUGUCCCAAAUAAUUUAGAAUUCUUGUAAAUUCUUUUAGAACUUCUUUAUAGAAGUUUACAUACAUAAAAAUCUUGAAUUCAGUAUGUUUGAAAUUAUAGGCCUUUGCAGAAACUAAUUUCAACCAGCACAAUAGGAUAAAAUUGGUUCCAUGUGUUGUGUGAGACGAGGCAGUUGGGUUAAUCCAAACCAUGAUUCAGUUAACCAGCAUUACAUGUGAUACAACUCUGAUCAAGAAUAAACCAGCACGGAGCUGGAUCAGCGGUUAAUUCCUUUUCUAAUAUAGUUGUAAAAUGCAUGUGGUGACAAACAUAUUGGAUACUCAAAGUGACAUUUUUAAUGUGUGCUUGUUAGUUUGCAUGUGUACAUAUGGAUUUUUAGAUGAGAUGUAAAUUAUUUUCCUUUUGAAAAUGAUAAGUAUUAAAACUAAUAAUUUAUUUUGGAGCUGUUUGAAUAGCAUUUUAAAACACUAUAAAAAUACAUUACACCUCAUAUGAUCUACAUGAUGGGUUAAGGUUAAAGGUUAGGCUUUCCCCUUAACUCUACGUUUCUUAAACCUAGCAUAUCAAGAAAGGCAUUUGGAUGACUUGCCCAACUUAUUCACUAAUUGUUCAUAAUUAUCACAGGUGUUGGGCACCUGUGUGGAGUAUUCCACAGUGGAAUAUUCACGUGUCAUUAUUUGCUUUUGGUAACACACUCAAGAGUCUUGUGGAUGUGUUAAUUUCCAGCUGUGGUAAAAAUUUCAGCAGUUACACAUGAGGAACCCAUAUCUUUCCGACUUGGUCUACAGAAAUAUUGGCAGAAAGGAUUUUUUUUUAAAAAAAUCAAGAUUGUCUCUGCCUGGCUGAACCCCUGUAUUUUUUUGUUGGGGGUUGAAUGUGUGACACCUAUAAAAAGCAUUGGACUUCCACUUGCACAGAUUUCCUCUUGACCUACUGAUACUCCCUUCCCCUAGAGUAGUGGUGGCUAACCUUUUUCUCUUCGUGUGCCGAAAGCAUGCAUGUGCAUGUGAGACAGUACACAAGCUUGCCGGCACUCAUAAUGCAAUGAGCGCCCCGCACACGAGCUCAUGCCUCCCACGCAUGUGCAUGCAACCCCCCCCACAUCCUCCAGUGCAUGCACACGUGACUCCCCCGCCCUUCCGUUUUGGGCCUAGUAGGCCUCCCUGCAGCCUUGGCCCAAAAAAGAGCUGGGGGGGGCGCCACACCACCUGUGCUCCCCCGACCCUGCAUAUGCACAUGUGACCCCCACGCAUGCAUGCACAAACCCCCGCACAUGCAUGCGCGUCUCCCACAUGUGCGGUGGAGCUGAUCUGGGCGAUGGUUUGCGUGCCCAGGCUCUGCGUGCCAGCUGUGGCACGCAUGCCAUAGGUUCGCCAUCACGGCCCUAGAGACAGCCCUGUUUUACUAUACAGUUUAUCUUCUUAGAGGUGGUUACUUCCGGGUGCAAAACAUACUUGUUACUGAGUGCUUAUUAACUUUUCUGGGACAGGUAUGAAACUGUGCCAGGCUACUUGUUUAUGUUUUUGCCCAUGGCAGCAUAGAACAUUUUGUAACUGAUCUGGUGUCAAAUUUGUGAGAGAUUUACACCUUGCUUUUUAAUUAUUGCCUGGCAAUAUCAGUGGGAUUUAGAGUAGAAGUACAAACUAGAUGUUUUUUAAAAACUUAGAAGGUGAUGAUUGAUGGAGGGAAGGCAAUAGGGAGGAUAGGAACAUUUAAUCAAUUAUCUUCUUGCACAAAAACAGUCCAUAUGUCAAGCCGCUUUGAUUGGCAAAUUAACAAAUCAACCUGAUGAUUUAGAAGGCAAUUAAUAAGCCUCUUUCAAAUCUUCCUUCAGACUUCUAUAUUCCGUAUAGUAAGGCACACAAAUUAAUGCCUUAUUCGUUUGCUCUCCAGUAAAAGGCACAGGAUCCGGCUAUAAAUCAUGUCUUUUUCUAAAAUGAAAUAAUUGCUGUUAUUUCAGUUAUAAAUUCCUUAACUGUUUAUAAUGUCUUUGAAGACUGGGGCUCAAGGUUUAGAGGUGCUUGCAAGUUUUUGCUCUGAAUUUUCAUCCAAUAACAAAUUGGGAUCCUCUGUACAGGUAGUCCUUGACUUACAACCGCAAUUGAGCCCAACAUUUCUGUUGCUAAGUGAGACAUUUGUUAAGUGAGUUUCUCCCCAUUCUAUGACUUUUCUUGCUAGAGUUGUUAAGUGAAUCACUGCAGUUGUUAAGUUAGUAACAUGGUUGUUAAGUGAAUCUGGCUUCUCCACUGAAUAUGCUUGUCAGAAGGUUGCAAAAAGUCAUCACAUGACCAUGGGACAUUGCAACUGUUAUAGGUAUGAGUCAGUCGCCAAGCGUCUGAACUUGAACUGUUCAAGAGGAACGAUAAGCACUAAAAACAAGUACUGAGCAAACCACGUGUCCUACUCCGUGAUCCUUUUAUUUCGGCCGGAAGAAGUAGCAAGUCAUGAGGCAGCCAACACUAGCAAGUUCUACAUUACGCAUUGAUUACCAGGAGAAAAACAAAUACCGAGACAAGAUUUUCACCUCAAAACACAUUGAAUACCAAAUUUUAUGAGUUUUAAAGCAGCCAAGUAUCAAGAUAUGUAUGACUGUAUUAAAUUGGAUUGUAAGAAUUGUAGCUGUUUGUUGUAAAUAUUAACAAUUUUGUAAGUCUGGAUUUUGCACAGGAGAAUUCAUGGGAUUUCUGUGUGUAUUAGAACGCAUAGAAUUAUCUACGGUUUGUUUGGUGAUACGUUCAAUGUUUCUUUGUCUAUGGUAUGUUGCAAGUUUAUAGAGGGAGGGCUUGUUAAACUGUAAUAAAAAAUUAGUAAUAAAAAUGCAUGAAGCCUCUAAAAGUAGUGUCUUACUUGGAGGUGGAUUGAUGGAUGUCUUAA
This is a messenger RNA of Ahaetulla prasina, 9219 nucleotides long. RefSeq names its product transmembrane O-mannosyltransferase targeting cadherins 4 (gene TMTC4). The record is from RefSeq and is a predicted model, not a curated record. The coding region runs from base 219 to 2435 and encodes 738 amino acids. The transcript is spliced from 18 exons. Gene Ontology annotation, biological process: endoplasmic reticulum unfolded protein response; protein O-linked glycosylation via mannose. Gene Ontology annotation, molecular function: mannosyltransferase activity; protein binding. NCBI's taxonomy places the organism in Eukaryota, Metazoa, Chordata, Lepidosauria, Squamata, Colubridae. Gene Ontology annotation, cellular component: endoplasmic reticulum.